This is a messenger RNA of Funneliformis mosseae, 362 nucleotides long. Lineage: Eukaryota; Fungi; Glomeromycota; Glomeromycetes; Glomerales; Glomeraceae. The record is from the annotation of a GenBank genome assembly.
UAGAACUCGUUGAAGAAACUGAUAAAAAUCCUGAUGCUGUUGAAGUAGAUGAUGAUUCUAACGUUACUCUAAACACAAAUAAAGGGAAAGGAAAAAAUAUAUUAAAAUGUUUAUAUAACGAUAAAAAAAUUAAAGAGGGUGAUGAAAUUAAAUAUGGGAAGGAUCACAUCUGCUUCUUAACUUUGAUAAAUUCUAUUCCAUGUAUUAUGUAUAACGAAAUAGUACAUUAUAGUAUAGAUGCUUUUCUUCAAGAAUAUCUAAAGGAUAUUCUAGAUAGAGAUUUGGCAAUAAAUUCAUAUUGCAGUGAACGAUGCCUGUUUUCUAUUAGAGGUAUAAAGUAUAAUGAUUUGAAAGACAUGUGA